This is a messenger RNA of Dichomitus squalens LYAD-421 SS1, 1683 nucleotides long. RefSeq lists its product as uncharacterized. NCBI's taxonomy places the organism in Eukaryota, Fungi, Basidiomycota, Agaricomycetes, Polyporales, Polyporaceae. The transcript has 4 exons. The coding region runs from base 1 to 1683 and encodes 560 amino acids. The record is from RefSeq and is a predicted model, not a curated record.
AUGGCCGAACUUGGUGGGCGGGAGUACUUCAAUCUUGGCAAGCGGCGGAAGGUCCUGCCACGACAGACACUGUCUACUGCAGUGGCGACUCCUAGCUCCGGAAACAGCGAUGCAGCCGCAACAGCGACCUCGAAUAAUGACACAGGAGCGACUUCUAAUGCACCUUCGGGAGCGACGACUUCCUCUCCUUCUGGACCUACAGGCAGGCAGAACCCGUCGGAUUCGACUGCUGAUGCGUCCAACCCGACCGAACCGUCCGCAUCGAACAAUAACGGCUCCACUAAUGGUACUUCACAACCUCCCUCGUCAGGCCCUUCCUCCGACGGCCCAACGUCCAAUCCUACUACGCAACCUACAAGCCAACCCCCCACGUCAGGUCCGACCACCCAACCUACAACGACACCUCCGACGACACCUCCUACUUCACCACCCACUAGCGGUCCUUCCUCAAACCCCACAUCACCGCCAACGUCUGAUCCGUCGUCUCCUACCUCUCAGCCAUCCUCACCACCAUCAUCUCAGCCGACCUCCCUGUCGUCGUCGUCCGACCCUUCCACUCAGUCGUCCUCUCAACCUUCAUCUCCACCGCCGACUUCACUGCCGCCCACCAGUUCCACCUCCGCACCGCCUACUACUUCGCCUCCGAGCGAGACACCGCUGGGUCUUGCGGGGAACUCUACCUCCGGCACCUCUAGUACCACGGCUACGACGCGGGACAUCAUCGCCGGCACAGUAGGCGGAGCAGCCUUUCUCAUCCUAGUCGGCGCCAUUUUCCUCUUUUAUCGCCGACACCAGUCGAAGAAGUCAUCCUUCUUCAAGCGCAUGCAGCCUAAGCCUCGCACGGGUCUGCUCGACGGCGAGGACAUCGACGACUACGACUUGGGCACCCCCAUGGCGCGCUACCGCGACUAUCCGGUUUCCGUCGCCUCGGAGCACUCCCGCUCCAUCACGAACGAAAGCCCAGGCCGGUCUCCACUCGCGCGCGACUUCAAUGCGCCCUCUCCCGGGCCCUCGCUCAUGGCCGCACCUAUGGACCCGCACCGCGCGCCCACGCCCAACACAGGCGGCCUCCCACCCGGAGCCGCGGUGCCCCACCUCCUAGGCAUGCGCGCCGAGACCGGGUCCAUCUUCCGCGAGGCUGUGUGGCCGCCCCCAGGCCAGACCAGCAACUUCGUCGACCCCCUCAAGGCCGCGUCCUCGGUCGACCUGAGCAAGAUCAUCGACGACGUCAUGGGCCCCAGCCCGACGGCCUCUUCCCAGGCGCAUCCCCCUAGCGCGUUCCGCCAGCGGCAGGGGGCGCACACGGGGAGCGCGAGCGGGAGCACGACGUCGCUCAUCGGGGACGACCCCUUCGCGUCGCUCUCGAACCUCCAGACGCACUCGCGCGAGACGAGCGAGACGCCGCUCCUCUCGAAAGCGAACACGAGCACGCCUGGCUUCUUCGAGUCUCGGAGGCCCAUCUCGGUCCCUGAGACCCCUGGCUCGCCGAUGCCCCCGCCUAGCAUGGGACCGCUGUUCGUAACGAACAUGGGCCCGCUGUCGCCAUCGUCGACGAUCUCGCAUUCGCCGACCUUCACGCAGUCGCAGCAGCAGGCGCUCGGGCAGACGACGUCGCCCACGGUGACGACCCCGACAACGCAGUCGCUGACGAGCGAUGGGCACGAUGUUGGUGAGGCUUUGUGA